Molecule: messenger RNA, 522 nt
Organism: Thamnophis elegans (Western terrestrial garter snake)
Lineage: Eukaryota; Metazoa; Chordata; Lepidosauria; Squamata; Natricidae
Gene: CRYAA
Product: crystallin alpha A
Exons: 3
Coding region: 1-522 (173 amino acids)
Biological process (GO): lens development in camera-type eye; protein refolding; response to heat
Molecular function (GO): structural constituent of eye lens; protein folding chaperone
Source: RefSeq, a predicted model, not a curated record
AUGGAUAUUACCAUUCAGCAUCCCUGGUUCAAACGGGCUCUUGGACCUUUAAUUCCAAGCCGCUUUUUUGACCAUUUUUUUGGAGAUGGUUUUUUUGAAUAUGAUCUCCUGCCUUUGUUUUCUUCUACCAUCAGCCCAUACUACAGGCAAUCUUUCUUCCGUACUUUGCUGGACUCAGGUGUUUCUGAGGUGAGAUCUGACCGAGACAAGUUUCUUGUCUUUUUGGAUGUAAAGCAUUUCUCCCCUGAAGAUUUGAGUGUGAAAGUCAUCGAGGACUUUGUGGAAAUUCAUGGCAAACAUAAUGAAAGACAGGAUGACCAUGGAUACAUUUCCCGUGAAUUCCAUCGUCGAUACCGUCUUCCUUCCACUGUUGACCAAUCAGCCAUCACUUGCUCUCUGUCUACCGAUGGCAUGCUAACCUUCUCUGCCCCCAAGGUUCAGUCUGCCACAGAGCCCGGCCAUAGCGAGAGACCCAUCCCUGUAUCCCGUGAAGAGAAGCCGACUUCAGCUCAGUCUUCUUAG